UGACUCACUUGCGUUUUUAACCAAGUGAGCAUUGUGUGUUUAGGAAGAGCCGUGAAACUUUACAGUUUUGGAUACCUUCCUAGUUAUUUCCAACAUGAAGGUUACUGACGGUGAUGUGAUUCGCUGUCACCUUCAAGUCAUGCAUGGAAUCAAUGUGAAAGGUGUUGAGAGGAAAACAGACAGACUCUUUGUCGGGGGUGCAAAGGUUUUCGGUGUUCCUCUGGAGAAUUUGUCGAGGAACUUCAUUCCGGAAUUUGGCCUGGUUCCAGGCUUUCUCGUGGACGCUUGUUCAUUUCUUCUGGAGCGUGCUGGGACGGUGGGCCUGUUCCGAAAACCAGGCUCUCUCCCUCGCAUUAAGGCUCUCAGGGCCAAGCUAAAUCGUGGAGAGGCCUGUCUAGCCACAGCCUUCGCCUACGACAUGGCCACCAUCAUCAAGCAGUUCUGCAGGGAGCUACCAGAGCCUCUGAUUCCUGCAGAGAUCCACGCGGCUAUACUGAAGGCACAGUCGCUGGACUCCCUACAGGACAGAACCUUGGCCCUCCAGCUGCUGUCUUGUCUACUGCCUGCCAGAAAUGCCUCCUGUCUGCAUUAUUUGUUUGACUUCCUGUCCAAAGUGACCCAGAGAUGUGAGGAAAACUUGAUGACCAGCACUAACCUGGCUACAGUCUUUGCGCCAUGUCUCCUACCACCUCCCAACAAGCAAGAGAUGUCUGAAGGGCGCUUUGAACUCCGAAUUCUUGUCCUGCGCACUUUCAUCGAAAAGCCGCAAUUGUUUGGUGUGAUUCCAAAAGCUGUUAUGGAUAGCAUGGAAGUCCUGAUGAACUUCCAUCUUCUGAACGAGUCUCACUCAAAGAAAGAAACUCAAAAGAGGCACAGUUUGAAAGUUUUGUGGUCUGUAAAGACUGUACCGUGGCUUCAAGGGAAGUCAAAGGUCAGGCCGCCAGUCCAUCACCAGGAGUCCGUGCCAAGACGACCAACUCUCAGGAGGAGCCUCGGUCUGGAGGCUUUCCCGAAUAUCGUCUUUUUUAGGGCUUGUCUGGCUUCUGAAGACCAAGAUUCAUCACCUGGAGCUGCCAUCUUGGAUGCCUUAAAUCUUUCUGGCAAACGGUCUUCACCUAAUCUGAUAAAUGGGGAGCUGCGUCUUGCACUGUUCCCUGGGCUUGUCCGAGGACAGGAUGCAGCCUCACCUGCGCUCACUGGUGUGGGCAAGCUACAACUGGCAUCCUGGAGUAGACGCAUUUCUUUAUAAUGCAUGCCUGAUGAUCAUGUAUUUUUUUUACAUUUUUUAAAAUCAGAAUUUAGAUUUAAUUUAAAUUCUCAUAGCUAUUUAUAUUCAAUUGUGGUCAUGUGCCAUCAUUCAAAUAAAAAGUUUUCUUCCA
This is a messenger RNA of Phyllopteryx taeniolatus (common seadragon), 1379 nucleotides long. RefSeq names its product inactive Rho GTPase-activating protein 11B-like. The coding region runs from base 95 to 1249 and encodes 384 amino acids. The transcript has 8 exons. Lineage: Eukaryota; Metazoa; Chordata; Actinopteri; Syngnathiformes; Syngnathidae. The record is from RefSeq and is a predicted model, not a curated record. Gene Ontology annotation, biological process: signal transduction.